CCUCCUGUCUUUCUCUUAGCAGCCUCUGCAGGUGAAGGAUCUCCCUCUGGUAAGAAGCUGUCCUCCCCUCCACUGCCUCCUCCAACGCUGCCAGCCUGGUUGACGCCUGCGUCCGGUACACCUGCACAUACACACACACAGAGGAAUGAGAUGUGGAGUGUUGCUAUGAGGGAGGUGGAUUUACAUGAAGGACAGCGCAGCAGAGACAACUGGAGUGGAGGAGGGGGAGUCACACACACUGGGACGAGAACAUGACUUGAAGAUGAGCUGUCCUCAGGCUGAGUUAGAGGAGAAGGACUGUCCUCCACCAGAGGAAUUAGAGUGUAAAAUCUGUUACCAACGCUACAAUGCUCACAGUCGCAAGCCUAAGAUCCUGGACUGCCUGCACCGGGUCUGCAUCCGCUGUCUCAUUAAGAUCCUGGACAUUGCUGAUGGGGCAGGCUUCAUCUCUUGUCCCUUUUGCAGACACCAAACUGAAAUCACAGAGUACGAGGUGUCAGCCCUGCCUGACGAUGCUAAUAUCAUGUCCCACUUGGCAAUGCGGGACAAAUCCUGGAGCUCUGACCACAACGGGGAAGUGGUCCUGACUCCAAAGAGUUUCUCCUCCUCCAGCCCAUCUCAAGACUCCUCCAACUGUCUGGUCAUCACUAUAAUGGAAGUACAGAGGGACUCACAGCACACCCCCAGCCGAAAUGCCAGCUCUGACGUCUAUGCUGAGCAGAGCCUGGACUCCAUAUCAAUGGGCUCCAAUGGGCCAGCUGAUCAGGAUGCCAUGUCCAAAUUCUGUAAUCAUGUUCCACGCAUUCUGGUUUGGCUAUUGGGUUUCCUAUACUUUGGCUCAUUGCCAUUAGGAAUCUACUUGUUGGUGAUUCAAAGAGUGACACUGGGCAUUGUAUGUGUUAGCUUGGUGCCAUCAAGCCUAACUGUUUGCCUGGUCUAUGGGUUCUGCCAGUGUCUGUGCCAGGGCAUGUGUGACUGCUCCUCCAGGGGCUGAUAGGAUGCCUCCUGAGAACAAUGGCUCAAGGAUGAGAUAAGGUCAGCUGCAGUAAACAGCGAUUUGCUAUAUUCUGUGGAUAGAAAGGGGGCCCCCAGGUGAAGACAAUGCCCUCUACACCACAGGCUUUACAAGCCUACCAGUCAGUUAUUUUCAUGGAAAAAUGGGCUAGUAAAAAAAAAUUACAAAGGCCGCCUUUAGUGUUGGUCAGUGUUUUUGUUAGGGCGACUGCUGCAACUCAGAAAUCAGUUUGGAAACCCUGAAGAGCCUGUUAGGUGGAGCAGCACCUAGCUACAUUUCUGUCACGUAUUUCUGUAAACUUUAUUUGUUCUGUGUUGUGUGUAUGACCUAGUCUAACAUAACAUAUAAGAGCAGAUCUUAAAUCUUUGACUUCUAUAAUGACAGCACUGAAAGAGUCCUGGCCCUUCAUUUAUCAACAUUGUUUAUCAGGAAAAAUCUUGCAUGCAAGUUAAAAGGUGAGACUACUUCUGCUACUACUCUCCUUAGGAUGGGAAUGGUACAGUUCUAAACCAUACAUACACACACACUAGAUUUUGUGGUGCAGGAGAAUUAUAAUUGAAGUACCAUACAACAAAUGGCAAUGAUAUUUAUAUGCCACAUGAUCAGUCUGUAGUUCAUAUUCACUCUGUGUAAUUACUUUGUGUUUUCAGGAUGUUAAAAAUUUAAUACUUGCUUUUAAGCAUAACUAGUACUACAUGUUUUUCUCUCGUUUAAAGCGACAAAACUGAACGCUAACCGUGAUGUCAGCCUUACCAUCAGUUCCUCCGAAUGUCAUUAAUAACUGUAUCUUUUAUGGAAGAAAAGUGCUAGUCAUCUAUGGGUUAAUACUGUAGGCAUAUUAUAACGUCUUUAUAACUUUGUUCAGACGCUGCUCUUCCAGAGCAAUGUGGCUGACACUUUAUGACAGUUUAUUACCAAAUUAAAUGCUAAUUAAUUAUUUAGCUGUAAUACUUUUACUGUGACAGCAAUGGCUUUGGGCAUAUAUUUAGGCUAGGUUGUGUUGGCAUAAACCUGAAUCAUAUUUCAGGUUUUUAGAUGCACUUCAAUGGAGCAUCAAAGGCUGCUCUGUUGUGUUUUGUUGUACUGGCUGUAAAAAUCUAUUUUGACUCAAUGUUGCAGUUCAUGUUUAUGGAAUCCUCUGUUACCAGUGCAUGUACUGCCACACUGAAGCCAUGCAAAUUUGUUGUUGGGUGGCAUGUAAAAGUAAUGUUCCCAUUCAUGCACCAUCCUGGCAUACGGACCUCUGAAAGAAAGGUCACUAUAAAAGAUUUUUAAAUGUAUUAUGAAAUGCUUUGCACAGUGCAUCACAUGAAUGUAGAAAAAAAGGGAAAAAAUGCUCUGUGACCAAAAGGUCCAUUUUAAUUUGUUGAAGAGACAUCUUGAAUUGCUGCAGUCAUUCCUAGCAAUAAGUGACAUUUCCAGCAGCACAAAUAAAGCUUAAGACAAUAAAUUAUUUUAUAAUUAUUUUAAAAUAUUUUUUUCUGUUGUCAUUAUGUAAGUGGAACUUAACAGUUUGCGGGAUUUAUCAGUGUUUUAUCAGACUUAAUGCACAUUUGACAAUUAACAAGUUUGUCAAGCAUUCUAGAUUUUACUGUUAGGGGUCAAUUUAAAACUUUUUCUGUAUAGUGUUGAUAACUGAGAGCCCUGGGCUGGUAACUGUUAGAUUAAUUUAAUGAUAAACUUCAGGUAAUGAUAUUUCCCUCAAAAUGAAAGAGUAGCAUUUUGGAAAAAAAAAAGUGUGCUUUUUCAUUUUGUGCUUAGCCCUUCAACCAUAAUGUAAGUCCUGUUUGUUCUCUGAUAUUGGAGUAUGUUUUCUUAUCCUUACUUUGUCAACAACUCUCACUUUUUCUCUGUCUGGCUCUGUAGCCAGUUUUCCUGUUUUCCUGUGUGUCUGUCAAUGACCUACUGCAGCUCUCAGCUUAGUGCCACAAUACUGAUUACAGAGGCUAAUAAACAAUUAAAUAAACUGAGAAUUAU
Scatophagus argus is the source of this 2992-nucleotide messenger RNA. RefSeq lists its product as uncharacterized. The transcript has 2 exons. The record is from RefSeq and is a predicted model, not a curated record. Bases 185 to 994 code for a protein of 269 amino acids. Gene Ontology annotation, molecular function: metal ion binding. NCBI's taxonomy places the organism in Eukaryota, Metazoa, Chordata, Actinopteri, Scatophagidae.